CACCGUUGGCGUCGAUCCUUGUAGGAUAAACUGUUUUCCUCGACAGAAAUGCAGACAUGGCGGCGGACCUUCGUCACGUCGCUUCCCAAGCUAAAUCAUAGGCCUCCAGCCGCGACAAGCCCGACGCUUCUCCGAUGCAACCAGGUCCUCCAAAGCAGCCGUCAAGAGACCUGCAGUCUUGAAGACCAGGAAAUCAGGCUACACGGCUUCGUUCGCUCAGUUCGCAAGCAGAAGCGCUUCGCGUUUGCGGAAAUUUCCGAUGGGACCGCUGUCGAAGGCAUACAGGCGAUAUUGAAACCUGCGCAGGCAGCAGAACUAUCGACCGGAACAGCGAUUGAGAUAUCAGGUAUAUGGAAGGCGUGCCCGCCUGGCAAGGAACAGAGCCAUGAGCUGCAGGCGACCUCGGUGAACAUUGUGGGCGCAGCAGAGCCGGAGACCUAUCCUAUCCAGAAAAAGUACCACAGUCCGGAAUUCCUUCGUCACAUCCCCCACCUCCGCUUUCGAACACCCUUGAACGCCCUCCUCGCCCGCUUCCGAUCCGAAUGCCUAUACCAACUUGGUAAUGUUUUCCGCGGCGCUCCAAACGGCGGCUUUGUACAAGUCCACCCGCCGGUCAUAACGUCUUCCGAUUGCGAGGGCGCGGGCGAGACCUUCGCGGUCAUUCCGCGCGAGACACUGAUAAAGGGUCUCCCAAAGGAGGAGCACGACCACUUCUUCCGGGCGCCUAAGUAUCUUAACGUAUCGUCGCAACUCCAUCUAGAAGCCUACGCAGCGGAACUGGGGAACGUCUGGACGUUGUCGCCCAUGUUCAGGGCUGAGAAGAGCGAUACCCCGCGCCAUCUUAGCGAAUUUUACAUGCUCGAAGCCGAGGUCAAUUUUCUGUCUGACCUUGACGCGCUGACCGACACAGUUGAGUAUCUUCUGCGUGACCUCACGCGCCGACUCUAUGAUACGCCAGCGGCACAGGAGAUUCUCUCCAUCAAGCGUGACAAGGGCCCGGAAACCCAGGAUUCAGGGGAACAGAUCGACCUUCAUCAGCGAUGGGCCGACCUGAUGUCCGGUUCCAAAUGGCGCUGCAUAACCUACUCCGACGCCAUUGCGGCCCUCCAGGAGGCUGUAUCCCAAGGAAAGGCAGCGUUUGAGUUUUCACCUACCUGGACCGGCGGCCUCCAGCUCGAACACGAGCAGUACAUUGUCAACACUCUUAACAACGGCCAGCCUAUCUUCGUCACAGACUACCCGAAAGUCAUCAAGCCGUUCUACAUGGCGCCCUCGCACACUCAGUCCAACCCCAAAGCGGAAGGGGAAACAGUCGCCUGCUUCGAUCUUCUCCUCCCUGAAGUGAGCGAAGUCGCCGGCGGCUCGCUAAGAGAACACCGUCUGCCCGAACUGAUCCAGAACAUGCGCGAGCACAACCUCAUCAAGACCUCGCCCUCCAACUCAGAGGAGGAAGCGAAUCAGGGGGAAGCGCCAUACCCCCAUCUUCUCCCGGGGGAAGAUCUGAGUCAUUUACAGUGGUACGCGGAUCUGCGGAGAUGGGGGUCCGCACCGCACGGCGGGUUUGGACUGGGCUUUGAUCGGUUCUUGGGCUAUUUGACUGGUGUGCAGAGUAUACGGGACACGGUUGCGUUCCCGCGGUACUUUGGACGCGCAGAUUGUUAGGCAACGUUGGGCUUCCGGUUGUACUAUAUAGUGUAUAUUUGUAAGGUGAAUGUAGGAUACGAA
Aspergillus nidulans FGSC A4 is the source of this 1725-nucleotide messenger RNA. Its product is annotated as asparagine--tRNA ligase SLM5. Gene Ontology annotation, molecular function: asparagine-tRNA ligase activity; nucleotide binding; aminoacyl-tRNA ligase activity. Gene Ontology annotation, cellular component: mitochondrion. The transcript is spliced from 3 exons. Bases 49 to 1662 code for a protein of 537 amino acids. Gene Ontology annotation, biological process: mitochondrial asparaginyl-tRNA aminoacylation; asparaginyl-tRNA aminoacylation; tRNA aminoacylation for protein translation. Lineage: Eukaryota; Fungi; Ascomycota; Eurotiomycetes; Eurotiales; Aspergillaceae. The record is from RefSeq and is a predicted model, not a curated record.